UGUUUAGUGGGUACAGAGUUUUUGUUGGGAUGAUUUUAAAAAGUUUAGUUAUGGAUAGAGGUGAUGUUUACCCAACAUGGUGGAUGUAUUUAAUGCCCCUGAAUCAUAUACUUACACGAGGCUAAACUUAGAAAUAUUAUGCAUGUAUAUUUUACCACAAUUAAAAAAAAUAUUUCUGUGGUGAACUACUUCUGGGUGAUUACAACAAGAAGUCUGAUUUAAAAGCAAGUUGAUGAGUUUAGGCAGGAGGUGAAGACCGUUGGGGUUGAGGAGAUCAAGGAAGGGAGAGGCCAAGGAUUGAAUGGGUCACCCCGCAGGAGCUCUGCGUCCUGCCUUCAUUCUCUCCUCAGGGGGGCAGCACCGCGCCAUCUGCAGGCCCAGCUUGUUGCCUACAUGGAGGGUACAAAUCAGACUGGGAUGAUUCACUUCCACUUCCGCCCCUUCUCCAAACUCCCCGAGGUGCAGAUGCUGAUUUUCGUGGCCUUCCUCGUCAUGUACCUGGUCAGCAUCGGCGGCAACGGCUCCAUUUCUCUCAUCAUCUGGAGCAACCAUUCUUUGCACACCCCCAUGUACUUCUUCCUGGCCAGCUUGGCAGCUCUGGAGAUCUGCUACUCUUCCACCAUUGCCCCUCUGACUCUGGCCAGCGUCCUGUCCGCAGAGAGAGCCCUCAUCUCCCUGCCUGGCUGUGGUGCCCAGAUGUUCUUCUUCAUCUUCCUGGGCAGCGCUGACUGCAUUCUACUAGCUGUCAUGGCCUAUGACAGGUUUGUGGCCAUCUGCCACCCUUUGCGUUACACCCUCAUGAUGAGCUGGCGGUUGUGCGUCCAGCUGGCCCUGGGGUCUCUGGCGCUGGGGUUCAUCUUGGCCACGCAGCUGACUGUGCUCAUCUUCCGCCUCCCCUUCUGCCGCAGCCAAGAAAUCAGCCUGUUCUACUGCGAUGUCCUCCCUGUCAUGAGACUGGCCUGUGCAGAUACGUGGGUCCAUGAGGCCACCCUGUUGGUGGUCAGCCUCACCGUCCUCACCAUCCCCUUCCUGCUUAUCGCCCUCUCCUACGUUUUCAUCAUGGCCGCCAUCCUGAAGAUCCGCUCGGCAGAGGGGAGGCGCAAGGCCUUCUCCACCUGCUCCUCCCACCUGACUGUGGUCCUGCUCCAGUACGGAUGUGGAAGCCUCAUCUACUUGUGCCCCAGCUCCAGGUACUCUCCGGAGAGAGGCCAGGUAGUGUCUGUGGUUUAUACCUUCAUCACCCCUGUGCUGAACCCCUUGAUCUACAGCAUGAGAAACAGAGAGCUUACGGAUGCUUUGAAGAGAACAAUGAUGAGGUUCCUGUUGUCCUGAACACGGUGAACGCUCUGGAUGUUCCUCUACAACACUGCUGGGAAGACACAAAUGAGUAUGCCUUCUGAAAGACAAGGAGAUGGGGGCUAAGAGGUCACCGGUUUUAUGCUGUUCCUUCUUCCCGGUUAUAUUAUUUUUGAAAAGUCAUUUUUCUUUCCUCGGCCUCAGAUCCCUCAUCUCUAAAAUGGGGAUUAAAAUGUCCCACCCGACUUAAAUUCUGGGGUGGUUUUGUAUGUAAUGAGAUACAUGACGUGAAACUACUUAGUGGCUUUUAAAGGGAGAUACGGCAGGAAUGUCGUUCUUACUUACGGUCACCAUUACACGUAAAGUCGGUGUCCAGUUCUCGGGCUCUUUGCAGGCCCACAGGUUGCUCAUGUGGGCGGGGGUAGCGGGGGUAGAGCCAAGAAAAGGAUGCACAUCUGCCUGGGAACAUCGGAGCCACUUUCUCCUUAUGGCAGCAGUGCAAAUGCUGAGUUUGUGCCUUGUUGAAUUCUCUUUCAUCCUCAGUUCUCUUCCAGGGAAAGGUGACGGGGAAAGCGCUGGAGUUUAAACGCUCUAUUUUCUUACUUUUACACCCAGAGCGAAUCUGUCUCCAUCUCAGUCUCUGACUCUGUAUUAGCUCUUAGUCUGCAUCUAACUCACUCUCCCCAUGCCCACAGGGGCUCCUCCCGCUGUGGGUUUCAGACAACACACAUACACACACUCACACUCACAUAUCGCACAUUUCUAUCUGUCCCUGGCUUCUAUGGUCUGAAUAUUUGUGUUCCCCGCCCCCCACA
Molecule: messenger RNA, 2111 nt
Organism: Lynx canadensis (Canada lynx)
Lineage: Eukaryota; Metazoa; Chordata; Mammalia; Carnivora; Felidae
Product: olfactory receptor 10V1-like
Exons: 1
Coding region: 394-1332 (312 amino acids)
Biological process (GO): G protein-coupled receptor signaling pathway
Cellular component (GO): membrane
Molecular function (GO): olfactory receptor activity; G protein-coupled receptor activity
Source: RefSeq, a predicted model, not a curated record